Eptesicus fuscus (big brown bat) is the source of this 2874-nucleotide messenger RNA. It is a transcript of the gene SMAD6, whose product is annotated as SMAD family member 6. Gene Ontology annotation, biological process: SMAD protein signal transduction; regulation of transcription by RNA polymerase II; BMP signaling pathway. Lineage: Eukaryota; Metazoa; Chordata; Mammalia; Chiroptera; Vespertilionidae. The record is from RefSeq and is a predicted model, not a curated record. Gene Ontology annotation, cellular component: heteromeric SMAD protein complex. The coding region runs from base 1145 to 2803 and encodes 552 amino acids. Gene Ontology annotation, molecular function: I-SMAD binding; transcription regulator inhibitor activity. The transcript is spliced from 6 exons.
CCGGGGUUCGGCCCGCCCCGGGAGCCGGCCCCUCGGAGCCGCGGGCCCUGCAAUGGGACGUGUUCUCCUUUAAGAGUUAAGAAACUUGAAACCUUGUUUGCGCAACAAUCAGCGCCGCGGAGCCGCCAAAGUGUCUAGACUGGCAUAUGAUGGGAGGCAGCCAAUGACUCCGCGGCGCUCCUCCGGGGGCCCUCAGUGUGCGUUUGAGGAGAACAAAAAAGAGAGAGAGCCGAGCGGGGGAGCGAGCGAGGGAGCCGAGCCGAGAGAAAGAGCCGCCGGGCGCUGCCUCGCUGGACUUCGCUGGGACCGCGGGGCCACCGGGAGGCACUUUUUGUGGAGGGGGGAGGGGGAGCGACCUCUGCAGCCGCGGCGCCCGGGGCGUCCGAGCGCCGUGUGGGGUGGGCUGCGACCUCUGCCUCGGUGGAUUGCAUUUUUAAUUAAGGAUUCCCAGCAGCUCUUUGGGAUUUUUACAGUUUCCACUCAUGUGUUGACACUCGCGUUUGGGAGAAACUCUUAAGUGCAUCUAGCGCCUGGGACCUGAGACGGAGUUGGCCUUUCGUGCAUGCAAUUCCAGGGAUUUUGGGUUUGUUUGGGGUUUCUUUUUCUUCCAUUUUUUUUCUUUUUGCAGGGAGUAAGACGAAAACAGAGAGUUUCAACAAGCCUGCCUUUCGGAUCCUGCAGGAAAAGCCCAUGUAGUUAAGCGCUUGGGUUUUACAGGCAGGGCUUCCCAGGCACAUUUGGGGGGUUCGGCGCGAGCGCUUUGUGCUCAUGGACCAGCCGCGCAACUUUUGAAGGCUCGCCGGCCCAUGCGGGGACUUUUUGGCGGCGCGCCGCCUGCGGUCCCCCUCAAGCGCCGGGGCUGGAGUUGCUGAGCAACCCGGCCACCGGGGUCCAUGUAGCCGCUGGCCGGGCGCAGACUUCGGCUCGGCGUGCGCGUGUUCCUCGCCGGCCCACCCCGGCGAGCUCCCUCAUGUUGCAGCCCUGCGGCGCCCCUUCGACGACAGGCUGUGCGCGGUCUGCACGGCGCCCGGCGGCGGUGCUUCAUGUGGGGCUGCGGCCCGCGCAGCCGGCGCCUCGCUGAGGGAACGGACCCGCGGUAACCGGAGACCGCCUCCCUCCCACCCCCGGCGCCAAAGGAUAUCGUAUGUUCAGGUCCAAACGCUCGGGGCUGGUGCGGCGACUUUGGCGAAGUCGUGUGGUCCCCGACCGGGAGGAAGGCGGCGGCAGCGGCGGCGGCGGCGACGAGGAUGGGAGCUUGGGCAGCCAAGCUGAGCCGGCCCCGCGGGCACGAGAAGGCGGAGGCUGCGGCCGCUCGGAAGUCCGCCCGGUAGCCCCGCGGCGGCCCCGGGACGCGGUGGGACAGCGAGGCGCCCAGGGCGCGGUGAGGCGCCGGCGCGCGGGGGGCCCCCCGAGGCCCAUGUCGGAGCCGGGGGCCGGCGCUGGCGGUUUCCCGCUGGACGUGGCGGAACCGGGAGGCCCGGGCUGGCUGCCCGAAAGUGACUGUGAGACGGUGACUUGCUGUCUCUUCUCGGAGCGGGACGCUGCGGGCGCGCCCCGGGACGCCAGCGACCCCCUGGCCGGGGCGGCCCUGGAGCCGGUGGGCGGCGGGCGGAGUCGCGAAGCCCGCUCCCGGCUGCUGCUGUUGGAGCAGGAACUCAAGACGGUCACGUACUCGCUCCUGAAGCGGCUCAAGGAGCGCUCGCUGGACACGCUGCUGGAGGCGGUGGAGUCCCGCGGUGGCGUGCCGGGCGGCUGCGUGCUGGUGCCGCGCGCCGACCUCCGCCUGGGCGGCCAGCCUGCGCCACCGCAGCUGCUGCUCGGCCGCCUCUUCCGCUGGCCUGACCUGCAGCACGCUGUGGAGCUGAAGCCCCUGUGCGGCUGCCACAGCUUCGCUGCCGCCGCCGACGGCCCCACGGUGUGCUGCAAUCCCUACCACUUCAGCCGGCUCUGCGGGCCAGAAUCACCACCACCCCCCUACUCUCGGCUGUCUCCUCGCGACGAGUACAAGCCACUGGUUUCAGUGUUUGUAAUAAAGUUCUUCUGGAGCACAGCCACACUCACCCGUUUCCACAUCGUCUGCGGCUGCCUCCACACUGCAGUGGCAGAGAUCUAUCUGAUUCCACAUUGUCUUACACUGAAACGGAGGCCACCAACUCCCUCAUCACUGCUCCGGGUGAAUUCUCAGAUGGGAAGACUGCCCAUCUCUUCAUCACUGGUGUUCUUGGGGUUAAGAAUGAGACCUAAAGAUGGUAACCUAAAAUACGCCAGCAUGUCUCCGGAUGCCACCAAGCCGAGCCACUGGUGCAGCGUGGCAUACUGGGAGCACCGAACGCGUGUGGGCCGCCUCUACGCGGUGUACGACCAGGCCGUCAGCAUCUUCUACGACCUACCUCAGGGCAGCGGCUUCUGCCUGGGCCAGCUCAACCUGGAACAGCGCAGCGAGUCGGUGCGACGGACACGCAGCAAGAUCGGCUUCGGCAUCCUGCUCAGCAAGGAGCCCGACGGCGUGUGGGCCUACAACCGAGGCGAGCACCCCAUCUUCGUCAACUCCCCGACGCUGGAUGCGCCCGGCGGCCGCGCCCUCGUCGUGCGCAAGGUGCCACCUGGCUAUUCCAUCAAGGUGUUCGACUUUGAGCGCUCUGGCCUGCUCCAGCACGGGCCCGAGCCCGACGCCGCCGACGGCCCCUACGAUCCCAACAGCGUCCGCAUCAGCUUCGCCAAGGGCUGGGGGCCCUGCUACUCCCGGCAGUUCAUCACCUCCUGCCCCUGCUGGCUGGAGAUCCUGCUCAACAACCACAGAUAGCGGCAGCGGCGAGGCGGGCCGCAUCUGCCCACCGCCAGGAGGGCCAGUGCCAGAGACACAGCCCCCACGGA